Molecule: messenger RNA, 3129 nt
Organism: Saxophila tyrrhenica
Lineage: Eukaryota; Fungi; Ascomycota; Dothideomycetes; Mycosphaerellales; Extremaceae
Gene: UTP21
Product: rRNA-processing protein utp21
Exons: 1
Coding region: 1-3129 (1042 amino acids)
Biological process (GO): rRNA processing
Cellular component (GO): Pwp2p-containing subcomplex of 90S preribosome; small-subunit processome
Molecular function (GO): protein binding
Source: RefSeq, a predicted model, not a curated record
AUGGAUGUAGACGGUGAGCACGAUGCGCCGGUCGCGAAACGGCAGAAGCUCACCAACGGCACCACCAAAACACACCUCAAACCUGGCGCCUCACGAGUCUUUGCUCCCUACCGAACGGUUGGUCUGGUCUCUCCCACAGCGGUCCCAUUCACCAGUGUCCCCUUGGGCAAGACGACCUUCCAGAUCACUACCUCUGUCGGCCGGAGCCUGCAAACAUACGACAUUCGCAAGGGUUUAAAUCUCGUCUUUAUCACCAGACCGCAGACGCCCGAGACCAUCACCGCCAGCGCAGCAUGGAAGGAACGAGUGCUUGCGGCAUGGGGUGGACAUACACCGGGCUCUGGGGUCGGCGUGUGGGUGUUCAAGCGAGGCAAGAAGGACGCUGAGCUUGAGCUACCUAACGGCUGGGAUGAGAAGAUCAAGUGCUUCGGCAUCUUUGGUUCGUGGAUUGUGGGUGUCUGCGAAAAGAGAAUGCUGGUAUGGAAGAGUGCGACGUUCGAAUUGUACACCGCACUACAAGGCAUAUCUCCUGUGCCGCUCACAAAAUGCAUCGCAAGUCUGCCCACCUUCUUGAACAAGGUUGUGGUUGGGCGUCAGGAUGGGAGCGCGGAGAUAUGGAAUGUGUUGAGUGGCAAGCUUGUAUACACCAUCUUUCCACCUUCAUCAACAUAUGGAGCCGUCACAGCCAUCGAGCCGACCCCAGCUCUGUCUCUGGUUGCGAUUGCAUACGAAAAGGGCGCCCUCCACAUCCAUGACAUCCGGACAGACCAGACAGUGAUUCAGCUCAACACAUCUGCUGGGGCAGCGGUCACCUGCAUCACUUUUCGAACCGACGAGUUAGGCGCCGGCGACGACGGGCAGGAAGCUGGUGUGAUGGCUACGGCAUCGACAAAUUCUGGCGACGUCACGCUGUGGGAUCUGAAUGAGGGUGGGCGCAAGGCUGGUGUGCUCCGUGCUGCUCAUGCUCACCCGACGCCGUCGUCUCCUGGUGGCACCAGCAAAAUUGAGUUCCUGGCCGGCCAAGCAGUACUGGUGAGCAGUGGACUUGACAACAGCCUCAAGACGUGGAUCUUCGAUGAGACACCUUUCAACCCCAUACCAAGGAUACUGCAUUCUAGGAGCGGUCAUGGCGCGUCAAUCACGAAUCUGAAGUUCAUUCCCAGCGCUUCCGACGGCUCUGAUGAUACCGGGAAAUGGCUGAUGUCUGCCAGUAAAGACCGAAGUCUGUGGGGAUGGUCUCUCAGGCGCGAUGGACAGAGCACCGAACUCAGCCAAGGCGCUCUUCAAAAGAAGGCUAAGAAGCAAGGUCUUCUCGCUGCUGGAAGUCGCGACAGUCUGGAGGAACUCAAGUGUCCACCAAUCACAAGCAUAGCCUGUAGCUUGAAUCGAGACGGGGGCAUAGGUGCAGUGCCCGGGAAGCAUCCUGUCUGGCACGCUGCGAAAGGAAAGGGUGUUAGCGCCGAGAUCAGUUCCAUGACCGGCUGGGAAAGUGUGGUCACCGCGCACGAGAACGACAAAAAAGCGCGCACUUGGUUCUGGGGCCGCAAGAAGGCCGGCCGCUGGGCUUUUGAUACCGGUGAUGGAAGCAAUGUCACCUCCGUGGCGAUGUCUCCGUGCGGCACUUUCGCUGUCGUUGGCUCAGAGAAAGGUGGCAUAGAAAUGUUCAAUCUGCAGUCUGGACUUCAUCGCCAGCGAUAUCCGGCUCGAUUGACGCCGAUGCAAGCCAAGCAGCUGAAGCUGGACAUGGUGAAGCACGGUUUAGAGGAAGAUGAUGAUGGCAAGAGAAAGUUCUACCGCGGUCAAGGCAAGCAUGGGAGUGUUGUCGUUGGCUUAGCCGUAGAUAGUCUGAACAAGACUAUGCUUUCUGCCGGAGCUGAUGGCAAGAUUAAAUUCUGGGACUUCGCAUCCGGACUGCUGAGCAGCGAAAUUGACUGGUCCGCCUUUACGAGUGUCAGCGCCAUGCGCUACCACCGCGAGUCCGAUCUGGCUGCUUUUGCUUGUGCGGACGGAUGCGUCCGAGUGGUCGAUAUCUCUACCCAGAGACUUAUACGUGAGCUGUGGCCUUCUCGGCCCAACAUAACAGAGCUGAUGGGCGCACGCAUCGUCGACUUCUGUUUCUCGAGCGAUGGCCACCAAAUUGCGGCAUGCCUUCAAAAUGUCGUCUUGCUGUGGGACCUGCCGACCGGUCACCUGGUGGACGCCUUCAAACUCACGGCUACAUGCACAAGUCUGGCUUUCUCUCCCACUGCAGAGUUUCUUGCUACCGCAACAGCUGACUCUGUUGGCGUGGACAUCUGGAGCAAUCGCUCCUUGUUCACGCACGUGCCGGCCAGACACAUCGGUGCAAAGGAGUUGACGGAGAUUCUAGCAGCUGACGCCCACGCUCCUACAGUGAGCGGCGACGGAGGUGAAGUACUCGUACAGACCGACCUCGAUGAAGAAAUCGAAGACGAUGAUCUCGACUUGGUCAACGGCGGCCCUAACACGGACGUCGACCAACUUGCUUCCGACCUGUUGUCUCUUUCAGUUGUUCCUCGAUCUCGAUGGCAGAACCUACUGCACCUCGACCUCAUUCGACAACGCAAUAAACCUGUCGAGCCACCCAAAAAGCCAGAGAAGGCGCCUUUCUUCUUGCCUUCUAUUCAGGACCGGCAGACUACUUCGGCCGCUCAGAGGGUUGGCGAAGCAGAUGCUUUGGAUAUUGAGAAAGAAAGAGGACGUGUGCUGCGACAAGCUAAGGAAGGCACGCAAAGUACUUACACAGCAUUACUACACGACGCUCGAGACUCAAGCGACUAUGCGCCGUUCGUCGACCAUUUGAAAAGUCUCGGACCAUCUGCAGCGGAUAUCGAAAUUCGGUCCAUGCACACCGCUGCUGAAGACGGCGAGAUGCUGACUUUUGUUCAUGCUUUGGAGUGGUUGAUGGCGCAGAGAAGAGAUUUCGAGCUGGCGCAGACUUGGAUGGCCGUCUUCCUUCGCAUUCAUGGCGACGUUGUUCUGGCUGAUGAUAGUCUUCGUGACGCUGUUGAAGAGUGGUCUGCUGUAUCGGAACAGGAGAGAAGGAGGGUGCAGCGCUUAGCUGGAUACUGCAAUGGUCUUGUUGGAUACCUUCGAGCUGCUAGAGUGUAA